Staurois parvus is the source of this 331-nucleotide messenger RNA. Lineage: Eukaryota; Metazoa; Chordata; Amphibia; Anura; Ranidae. The record is from the annotation of a GenBank genome assembly.
AGGUGGGCGUGGGAAAGGGAGUGGCAGAGGUGGGCGUGGGAAAGGGAGUGGCAGAGGUGGGCGUGGGAAAGGGAGUGGCAGAGGUGGGCGUGGGAAAGGGAAUGGCAGAGGUGGGCGUGGGAAAGGGAGUGGCAGAGGUGGGCGUGGGAAAGGGAGUGGCAGAGGUGGGCGUGGGAAAGGGAGUGGCAGAGGUGGGCGUGGGAAGUGAGGAGAUGUAGAGGUGAGUGCAGGCAGAAGAGACAGAGGUGUAAGUAGGUAGGAGACAGAAGACAGAAUGUCUUGGACUGUACUCACCCUUUUUCUUGUGCAUCAAGAUGCUACCUUUGGUAGU